AUAGCUAUAACAGUAGUAUGACUGAAACAGCUGUCUCUCUGAGCCUUAUCUUUCUGCACACAUUGAUAGUCAUUGAUUUACUGCUUUUUUGUGUGUGUGUGUGUGUGCGUGUGUGUGUGUGUGUGUGUGUGUGUGUGUGUGUGCGCACGUGUGUGUGUCUAUUUUUUCACUGCACCGUCAUGGAUUUGUUUUUCUGAGGCACCUGCCUGCACUUCACAGCCAUAUUUCUACACAGUUUCUUCUACUUUACUACACUGUGAUACAUUACAGGGGGCUCUCUGCUAUCUGGUCACCACUAGAGGGAGACACCACUGAUCCACACAGUGAAGCCUUCUUGGUUUGACACCAGCUUCUGUGCCAUAGUGCAACAUUAAAGCAAACAUUUAAUUACUGUAUGUUUUUUUUUUUUUGUUUUUUUUUUAAAUGCUGCUUUUGUUUUGCACUUUGGGAUCAGCCAGGAGUUCAAACCAGGACUCGGAUCAGCAGGCUGUUAGACAGUUAGUACAAAAGAUAAUGUUCAUAGGUUAGGAUGCUGUAUACUAAUGUUUUGUUUUGUUUUGCCAAUAACCUCAAGUGGCCUUGUGUUGAAGUAGCUUGACUUAUUUGUCAUGAAAGGUUAUUACUAUACUGCUAUAAUUAGAUUAGGCCCCCUGUGGCCUGAGGUGUGGCACUGAAUGAAGUUUUGUUAAUGUUUUUAAUCAUGGAAAAAAAAAAGAAGAAGACAUCCCCUGCAGCUUAAGUUGUGUAUCAGUGUUAUGAUGUACCUCGGAAGAUCAAUUUUUAGGAUUACAUCUGGAAUCAAAAGAAUUUAAAAGAUGAAGUUGGUUGAAGUUAUUGUGAAGUUGACCUGAAGAGGGCGCUGGUCUUCCCUGAACUUUUCUAUAUUGGUGUAACGGUAAUAACACUUGUGUGGGUGUCACAGUUACACCACCGACUGUGAGGCAUUACUCUUCAUAAGCUUGUGUAUUUAGUCACGCUCAGAAAUCAUUAAGCCCUAAAAAACAAGUUUAUUAAGAUUAUCUGGAUAAUAAAUCAGGACUCAUUUACAAUACUUACUGUACUGAAGGAAUGUUGGAAGUGAAAAUAAAUAAUGAUAUCAAUAAUUUGGUGCCUUUUAUCAGAGUAGUUUUACAUGCCAGUCUUUUGUUUUACUUUUCCAUUUAUUUCCUGCUGUUAUGUCUGUGCUUUCAUAUCCUCCACAAAGAUUAUUUACAUAAACCCUGCUUAGAAUACUUAACUGUGUUUUUUAUAAUUUUAAAUUGAUUUGUUUAUACAAACAUUUUAAUUUAUGCUCAUCACUACUGAACAAGAUUUUUUACUGAGUCUUAAACAGUGUCUUACGUCUAAUAAAAUAUAUGAAAAGAUGAUCUAGCUCUGACUUCCUUCAACUCACAUAUUUAACCAGUAUCUGUAUUAACUUGUAUAAAUCUUGUGCUCUUAUUUUUGAAUAUAUAUUUUUUAACAUAGGUAGAUAGAUACCCUUGUAGUUAUCUAUCUACCCAUCCAUCCCUGCAUCCAUCCAUACAUACACACAAGAGUAGCUUCUACCCAUAUGUUUCUCUGUGGGUGCUUAUGUUAUGAAUAAUAACGCCCUGUUUCUGCAGCCUUGCAUGAUAUUCAUUGCUGCACUCACAGAACUUUGCCAGAGGUCACUGUUCUCUGUGUGACUUAAUCAAAAAUAAGCAUGAAGCGUUUUCAAAAGUUUUCAAAAAUAAACUGAUACUCCCCAAAGAAAUUUUUUAUUUAAACACAGAACACGAUUAAGUAAUGCUAAAUAAUCCAGUUGCAUAAUCCCUGAAUCGACACUGCAACGGCAGACUUGUUAUGGAGUGUAAUUAAUCUUACUGCUGCAGAAGAGAUCUGCUGUCCUUGGGGCAAAACACAUUGCUUGAGAGAUGAAGCAGCUCACAUGAUUGUGCUGUGACUGUCUUCUGAGGAUGUGGGUGUGGGAAUUUGUGUUUCUUUUUGUUUCGAUGAGAGCACAAGCGUCCCACUGCUCUUGUUGUCCUCCAUGUAAAGCUGAUGAGAAGCAUCGGUCCUUGGGCUGCCGUCAUCUGCCUGAGCACUUUUCCAUCAGGCCAAUAAUCUGGAGGGAAAACCUCUCGUCAAUUUGGCGCUUCAGUGAAAUCCUGGAAAAUGGGAAGCUAAAAACUUGGUUUUGGCUAAGGUCCGCUUUGUAAAGAAUCUCUACAGAGCAUCCCACAGGGACUGUGGCAGAUUCUCCUCUGGCAUCCAAGAGGGCGUUCCACUUGUGAAAGAACUGAAACACAACUUCUCUCUGGAUUAUCUGACAUUGUGAACAUCCACUACCAGCUGACUCUGUUCUUAAUAGAUGGGUUCAGCCUUUAACAGGUUCUGCAUGCAGUUCUGCUGCUGCUGCUGUGUUGCUGAUGAUGAAGAAGAAGAAGAUGAAAAGCAGCCUUUAGUACCUGCGGAUCCGUUGGACUAUUUUACCCGUGAAGUCCAGAAGCGUCGAGAUGAGGAAACAAACCUGUGGAGUGAGCCGGGAGACCCCAGCCAUUCAGAGAGACAGGAUGACCGGGUGCUCUACUCUCUGCUGCAGGCCAGGCAGAAGACCCGCAUGGGCUCCACGGGCUAUCGUCGUCUGAGUGUUGAUAUCGAGGCCAUGAGAGACACACGCAGAGAAGUCAGAGAGAAAUGGAAGACAAUCCUGGAAAAUCUAGGUUUUAUGGCAGAAGCAGACUCUCUGCUGGCUGUGUCUGCUGGGGGCUCACAUGACCGCAUGCGUAACGCCCCGAGAGCACGUGCCCUCCUUCACACACUUCACUCUGAGACCUCCAUCUUCAACAGCAACAAAGAACCACCACCAGAAAGAUAUCUUUUCAUCCUGGAUCGUCUCCUGUACCUAGAUAUAGCUGAAGAUUUUGUGGCAAAGGCAAAACGAUUCUACCCUCCAAAGGAUGACUCUGACGAGGAGACGCCAGGUCUCUCCGUAAACCUGCCGCUGCUGCUGGCCAGGAUGGGGGCCAUGAACGGAGGAGGGGAAGAUGAGGAGGAGCAAAGCGAAAAAGAUGAUGAAAACUUGAGUGACUGAGCCCAAGAUCUAUGGGCUGCAGUAAUAAGAGACACAAAGCAGGGGGCAGUAGUCAUCAACCCUGGAGACCUGGUUGACAGCUUUGCAUAGCUCUUAUUCAAGUGUUUGUUGCCUCAUACAGUGUUGUUGCUGCUUUUUUGGAAGUUCUAGGCUAAAAUAUUCCCCUCUCUCAUUUAGCUUGACUCUUUUUUGUUUAGUCUGGCCGAACUCUAAAAGGAGAUUUGCAGAUUUUGAAAUGAAUCCCACGGAUGAGUAUUAACUGUGUUUUUUCUCUCCACCAAAGAGUGUUAUCGGGGUUGUAGGCGGUUCAUUGUUCAUGUGUUGUGAACCUUCAGGGUAACUAUGUUCUUCUGAGCAAUGCUUCUUUAUAGUUCUGUCCUAUGAUUAUCAGCACUCAUUUCAUUCAAUCAUGUGAUCAGUAAGAACGCGGAAUAAAUAGCACACCGAUCUGAUGUCAGACUUUCCUCUAAAGGUUUUACAGGAAAGAGUGUUUGCAUGAUCACUGCUUUAACUCAUUUGAAUCUGUAUGUGGUUUAAAAUAUUUGAAGAAUAGCAAAAAGAAAUGCAAUGCGAGUACUGUAAGUUGAAUUUUUAAGUUGGUUGUUUGCGUGACUGAGAUGGAAGAAUGUUUUUCCUGUUCAGCAAUUUGCUGAAAAUGUGAAAGAUUUAUACAAGUAUGCGAUAGUUUGUGUUUUGGUGUGAAGUUACCUUGAAAUAAAGUUCCAGCCUAAAGCCUGUUUUAUGUAAUGUCACAUGCAUCUUUCUCAUGUCAGGUUGCUUGCUAUUC
Molecule: messenger RNA, 3842 nt
Organism: Haplochromis burtoni (Burton's mouthbrooder)
Lineage: Eukaryota; Metazoa; Chordata; Actinopteri; Cichliformes; Cichlidae
Gene: mreg
Product: melanoregulin
Exons: 6
Coding region: 2333-3055 (240 amino acids)
Biological process (GO): melanosome transport
Cellular component (GO): melanosome
Source: RefSeq, a predicted model, not a curated record